Aureobasidium pullulans EXF-150 is the source of this 708-nucleotide messenger RNA. RefSeq lists its product as uncharacterized. The record is from RefSeq and is a predicted model, not a curated record. NCBI's taxonomy places the organism in Eukaryota, Fungi, Ascomycota, Dothideomycetes, Dothideales, Saccotheciaceae. The transcript has a single exon. The coding region runs from base 1 to 708 and encodes 235 amino acids.
AUGGCACCCAAGAAAGGCAGCGGCAUCGGCUCUGCUCCUGCCAGGCCCAUCAACAGUUUCUUCACUCCUGUAAACCGUACGAAUGCAACAUCUACAUCUGCUGUCACUUCCGCUCCCGCGGAACCUCUGAACACGAUCGCUGCUCCAGCCGCCCAGGCACGUGCAAAGAAGCGCGUCAAGUUUACGUCGAAGCUCACACCUACGGAAGCUCCUGACGAGGCCAUUCUGACUGGCUUUAGCGGCCAACAGUUUGGUGUUGCUCGUGAUAAUCGAUCAAGAAACCUCAACAUGUUCGUUACGGCUAUCGACGCGGGCCUUCGUCUCAAGCCCGACGUCAAGGAAAACUACACACCCUCCAAAGGCACAGUCAAGCACGUCUUAGAAAUACCACCCCAUCCGAAUCGCCUAGGUGUCCUCCGCGACUUUCGACUUGUCUCUGAGAUGCCAUAUCUCACGCCCGCUACACGCGUUCUUGACGUCGACAUAGAGGGCACACCUACCAAAAUCACAGUGAAUCAAAUUUUGCACUUGCCAUUGCGCGACUUCUCAGAUCUGACAUCGCCUACUAUCAUCCCAUUCACGCUGGACUCUCGCGUUCAGAAACCUAUGCUCACUGGCGCCGCUCUCAGGGCCACAGGCGUAUCGAAAGCCCAUGGUGGUUAUCCCGUUCCCGCUGACUGUCUCCUCGAAGGAGACAUGGGAAUUUAG